Molecule: messenger RNA, 357 nt
Organism: Eupeodes corollae
Lineage: Eukaryota; Metazoa; Arthropoda; Insecta; Diptera; Syrphidae
Exons: 1
Coding region: 1-357 (118 amino acids)
Source: RefSeq, a predicted model, not a curated record
AUGGCAAGUUUUCGAAAAGAAUUACCUGCCAUACAACACAUAAAAAUCCCAAGAUGGAUUAAAACAAACAACACGCAAAAAUCAAUGGAAUUGCAUCAUGGCUUCAGUGACGCGUCUGAAAAGGAUUAUGGUGCAGCAGUUUUCAUGCGUGUCCUUGACAGCUCUGGAAAGAUCCACAUGCAUUUACUUAUAUCUAAAACAAAAGUUGCUCCAUUGAGAACAGUCAGUCUGCGGCGACUUGAACUGUGUGGAGCCAUACUUCUAGCAUAUCUGCUACGCUACACAAAAGGAGUACUUGACAACACAUAUGCAAAACUGUUCCUGGUCAGACUCAAUGAUCACGUUGGCAUGGAUUAG